GCCAACGUCUUACCAACAAUCGACAUAAUUCUGGCUUCUGCUGUUCAAAAGUAGUGCCGGAAAAUGGCUUUCCGCGUUUUAAAAGCCUAUAACUCUUUAACAAAAGUUGUGACAAAUCAUAAAUUUACAGUCUAUGGCACAUCAUCUAACGUGAAUAAAGGAUGUCUCAACGCCCUAGCUGUAAAUUUACCUAUCACCAGCAUUACACGUUCUGCAUCAUUUUUUACUAAAUAUUCUGCUGAAGCCUUAUGGAAAUCUGUGACAAGCGUCAGUAAUGCAGGUAAACAAAGAGGUCGAGCUAGGCAAACUCGGGGUUUGCAAAGAAAUUUAAACAGAGGACAGUAUAUCGGUGUUGGCAAAAUUAAUAUGUUAUGGCCUGGUUUGACUGGUCCAAUCAUGCGUGGUACAAAUGUUGUUAAACAGCAAAGGUUACCAGAUGAUCCAGACAGGGAAAGUAAACUUUACAAAAUAAGGGAUUCGACAACAAGAGGCAAGAAAGUCAGAACUCAUCCUCUGGAAAGAGGUUGGUCUGGUGCCAAAAUAGGUGGUAGAAGUCUUGGACCACCAGAUCCUGUAAACGAUGAAACAUUUGAAGGAUUUGAUUCAAGAGUAAUUGAACAUAAAAUUGUCAAUCAUAUGACUGGUAAUUUAGGACGUAAACGAGGUUACAGUUCAUUAGUAGUUGUAGGUAAUGGCAAAGGAUUAUUUGGAUUUGCACUGGGUAGAGCUCCAGAUGCAAAAGGUGCAUUGAGAUUAGGAAGAAAUAGGGCUGGUAUGAAAUUGAUGUAUGUUCCUCUGUACAAAGAUCAUACAGUUUAUCAUGACUUCUAUGCUCGAUUUGGUAAUACAAAAGUAUUUGUAUCUAAAAAACCUGAGGGUUAUGGAUUCACAGGUCAUAGAGCCAUAAAAUGUGCAUGCGAUGUUAUUGGAAUCAAAGAUCUCCAUGCUGAAGUAGAAGGGGCUAAUCGUUAUUUACAUAUAAUUAAAGCUUUUUUCAUUGGAUUACUAAAACAGAAAACGCAUCAACAGCUCGCAGAAGAAAAAAAAUUACAUUUGGUUGAAUUUAAGAAGGAGAAUUUAAAUUAUCCAGAAGUAGUUGCGAGUCCAGGAACAGUUAGAAAAUCUGAAGAAGUACCGUCUACCGAAACGCUUGAUUUUGUACAAUACGUGUUAGGAGGAAAAGUAAUUUUGCAGAAGCCAGAUCACCCUCCGUUCUAUCAUAAAUACAGAUCUUAUAAAUUGAGACGAACUAAAGAUGAAAUCAUAAGAAAUCAUGACAAAGUCAGAAUUAGAUUGCUUGCUGAGUAUGGAGAAUUCAGAAGUCACCUUACUGAUCGUUUCCCAGAAGCAAAACCAUUCAAAUGGAGUUAUAAGAUAAAGAGGGAAGCUGAAAGACUAAAGGCAGCAGAAGAAGAAGUGUAUUAGUGUAAAAAUUGUAAAAAAUACAUGUUUUUGUUAUAAUUAGUA
Messenger RNA from Trichogramma pretiosum, 1467 nucleotides. RefSeq names its product 28S ribosomal protein S5, mitochondrial (gene mRpS5). The transcript is spliced from 6 exons. Gene Ontology annotation, molecular function: structural constituent of ribosome; RNA binding. NCBI's taxonomy places the organism in Eukaryota, Metazoa, Arthropoda, Insecta, Hymenoptera, Trichogrammatidae. The record is from RefSeq and is a predicted model, not a curated record. Bases 64 to 1425 code for a protein of 453 amino acids. Gene Ontology annotation, biological process: translation. Gene Ontology annotation, cellular component: ribosome.